CAAACACAGGUCCAAGAGGGAUACCAUCACCGUCGUCUCCUCCCCAUCCAUUGCAAGAUGAGCUCUCUCCGCUUCGCUCGCUCUGCCCUCCGGGCCCGUCCCUCUGCCUUCCGCGUUCCUCUCCAGCGCAGAGGUUACGCCGAGGCCGUGAACGACAAGAUCAAGCUUUCCCUGGUCCUUCCUCACCAGACCAUCUUCAAGUCGACCGGCGUUGUCCAGGUCAACAUUCCCGCCGAGUCCGGAGAGAUGGGUGUUCUCGCCAACCACGUCCCCUCCAUUGAGCAGCUCAAGCCCGGUCUUGUUGAGGUCGUUGAGGAGGGUGGUGCUUCCAAGAAGUUCUUCCUCUCCGGUGGAUUCGCCGUUGUCCAGCCCGACUCCCAGUUGAGCAUCAACGCUGUUGAGGGUUUCCCUCUUGAGGAUUUCAGCUCCGACGCUGUCAAGAACCAGAUCGCCGAGGCCCAGAAGAUCACCAGCGGCAGCGGCAGCGAGCAGGAUAUCGCUGAGGCUAAGAUUGAGCUCGAGGUGCUUGAGACCCUCCAGGCUCACCUCAAAUAAAUUACCUGAUGUACAUAUCCACUCGCGAUUCCAACCUUGAACGUGUAGAACUAUAACCAAUUAUUAUUCUUUAUUGACCUC
Messenger RNA from Aspergillus nomiae NRRL 13137, 636 nucleotides. RefSeq names its product F1F0 ATP synthase subunit delta. Bases 58 to 555 code for a protein of 165 amino acids. Gene Ontology annotation, biological process: proton motive force-driven ATP synthesis. Lineage: Eukaryota; Fungi; Ascomycota; Eurotiomycetes; Eurotiales; Aspergillaceae. The record is from RefSeq and is a predicted model, not a curated record. The transcript has 6 exons. Gene Ontology annotation, molecular function: proton-transporting ATP synthase activity, rotational mechanism.